CCCCGGGCUCCGCCCCCUGAUGACGUUGGGGUGCCCGUGGCGGGGGUAAAGCGGCCGAAUGAGAGGGCGGAUGUCGGCCCGGGACUGGGACCCGCUGCUGGAGGCUGGGGACGGUGAAGAUCCUGGCCCAGGACCUAUCAAUCUCUGCCAGUGCCUUGGCCUCCACAUCCCUCUGUGGCAUCGAAUUCCACAGCUUCACCACCCUCUGAUGGUGAGCCAUGGGCUGAAUUGAGCUGGAUUCGGCCCCCACCUCCAAAAUCUGCCUGGGCUGGAUACAUGGGCUGAACAAACUGACCCUUUCCCCCUCCAAUCCCCACCCCACCCCUCUGAACUGGGAGAUGCCUGGCAGGACCUCAGCAGAAGGUGAAAUAUUUGAACAGCAAGAAUCUGGAACGUCUGCUGUACAGGGGAAUGACCAUGUUGCACUGACCUUCGAUGAAGCACUCAAAGAAACUGGUUUUGGAAUGUUUCACAUGUUGCUGUUGAUCGUCUGUGGCUGGGCAAACGCCAGUGAUGCCAUUGAAAUUCUGUGCGUGUCCUUCCUGCUUCCCACUGCCCAGUGUGAUCUUCAUCUUGGCACAGCAGAUAUGGGUUGGCUUACAGCGAGCAUCUUCCUAGGUAUGAUGAUCGGGGGCUACGUGUGGGGGGCCCUUGCGGACCUGAAAGGUCGCCAGAGAAUUCUUGUGCUCUCGUUAUCAGUGAAUGGGGUCUGUGGAGCUGCAUCAAGUCUGGCACCUAAUUACUGGACGUUUCUAAUGUUGCGAUUCUUUAGUGGAGUUGGUGUUGGAGGUUCUUUACCAGUCAUAUUCUCCUAUUUUUCGGAAUUCCAACCCCAGCAUAGAAGAGGCUGCAUGGUCAGUGCGUUGGCCACCUUCUGGAUGGCUGGGAACAUCUUGGCAGCAGGCUUCGCCUGGCUAGUCAUCCCCAGCACCUCGCUUUCUUUCCAACUUGGCUCUUUGCAUUUUCGGACCUGGAGGAUCUUUGUGGUGCUGUGCUCGCUCCCCAGUCUGACCUCCGCACUGGUCUAUGCUGUGUGGAUGCCGGAGAGCCCCAAGUAUCUGAUGGAGACCAGACAGGAGGGAGAAGCCCUGCGCGUUUUCCAGUGGAUGUUUUGGUGGAAUCACCGCCGGACAGCUCGCUCCUUCUCAGUUCACCGGCUUUUGAUCCCUGCUGUUAGGAAAAGCAGCACCAAGUUUUACAGCAGUCGUGCUGGCUGGCUCACACACCAGAUACUGAAGGGGAUGGAUCCCCUCCACAAGCUCUUCUCUCACACACUCAGGUCCACGUCGACCGUGCUUGCCGUCAUCUUCUUCAGCAUCUCCUUCGGGUUUUACGGUCUGUGGAUGUGGUUUCCUGAGCUGCUAAAACGGAUAGAGGUCAGUGGUGGAUCUGCUUGUUCAAGCAACUGGUCCAGCCCAAGCAGCAAAGGUGUGGAAAAUGUCACCUGUUACCCAGUCAGAACAGCAGUUUACAUGGAAGGAUUCAUUUUAGCUGCUGCCAAUCUUCCUGGAAAUAUCUUCUCCAUUCUAAUGAUGGAUCUACUAGGAGGCAAGCUUUUGCUCUGUGCAAGCCUGUUUCUAUCAGGUCUCAGUGUGUUCUUCAUCUGGGAAGUGAAGACAAAAAGUCAGAGCUUGAUCAUGUCAUGUCUGUUCAGUGCUAUCUCAGUUAUUGCUUGGAACUCACUUGAUGUCAUUGGGCUAGAACUAUAUCCCACUCACUUGAGGUCAUCUGCCUUAGGAGUCUUCACUGGCACCAGCCGAAUUGCAUCCAUUUUGGGAAAUGUUGCAUUUGGACAGCUUGUUGAUGUGAACUGUACUGUGCCCAUCCUUCUGGUAGCAAUAAUGUUUUUCAUAGGGAGUGUGGCUGGCUUAAAAUUACCCAACAUCAAGAACAAGGAAUUAAGCUGAAUGAAUUUUUAAUGUGAUUGUGCCAGGUUAUGGCUCAUCUGGGAUCCAUUUGUUGCAACAAAAACUGCAUAGGCACCUUCUAUAUAAUUCUACUCAAAAAGGAACUGGGUUCAAGUAGCAGGAAUCAGGGAAUGGAGAAAGAGCAAAUUUGACUGGGGUCAAGAGUAGUAUCAGCAGGCAGCAAAAAGGAGCCGUGCUAAGUUAUAGGAUCAGUGGUGUAAAAGCAUUAUUACUACUUUGCCAAACAGCCACUGUUUAAGGGGUAGGAGAUAGGUUACAAGCAGUUGCACAGCAGAACAAUGGGUUGAAUGGCUCUUCCUGUAGAUCUGCAGUAAAACAGUUGCAAUGCAGAUUGUUCUGAUCAAAGGUUUGCAACAAGAAAAAUGAAACAAUUUAGGUUAUAGUCUUAUCCUACUGUAACACCUCCUUGAUGUGACUGGAAUGUUACUGCAUUGGUUUGGUAAUUCUUUAGCAAUUUCCCUUUUCCCAGCAUCCCAACCUCUGAUCAAACAAACUACUGGUUUUGGGUCAAAUUGUGCUGGCCGGUAAUUUUUGUUUUCUAGAAAUGAAACAUUUAACAAAGUACCAGCACCACUUUGUCUUUUACAAACAUCUAGCAAUUGAAGGGAAAACAAUAAGUUAUCUGUAUGAGUAAAGAAUGACAAUUCUUGUAUGCCUUGGCAAUAAGCUUAUUCAGUUGCACUGUGACUACAUUCACUAGAGAAAACUCACUUCCCUGUGCAACUGCACUUCUACAAGUGAUCUUACUUCUGAAUUGUGCCUAGUGUACAUUGUCAGUUACACCUUUGACAUCUAGUACUUGUGUAAAUGCAAUGUCAAAAAGGAACCAAUACAUGCAGUAUAUGGAAUUUGUAACUGUUUCAGACAAAAGAAUUAAAACCAAAUAGCUUGCAUUCACAUUCUGAAUAUCCUAGAGUUUCUUGCAGCCAAGACCUUUGUAGCCUGUAGACUACUCCAUUCCAAAUAAGCCCCACCCUAGAACAAGCAAUUGCCCACAACUGAAGUACUUACGAAAUGCCGCAGAUGAAUUUAAUAGUUAAAUUUAAUGCUGCACUUUAAAUUCUACUGAAGUUUUAAACAGAUAUUAUUUUUCAUUUGCACUUGUCCAAUGUUCUUUGAUCCCUAGAUUCACCAGACAAAUUAGAAGUUUAUCAAGGAAAAUUCAGUUUUGAUCAAAAGUGACUUAAAUCAUUUAGAAACUACUCAAUUUGUUUUACUAGUAAUACACUAACAGCAAUAAAAUCACAAUAUG
Messenger RNA from Pristis pectinata (smalltooth sawfish), 3180 nucleotides. RefSeq names its product synaptic vesicle glycoprotein 2 (gene sv2). The transcript is spliced from 15 exons. Gene Ontology annotation, molecular function: transmembrane transporter activity. Gene Ontology annotation, cellular component: membrane. The record is from RefSeq and is a predicted model, not a curated record. NCBI's taxonomy places the organism in Eukaryota, Metazoa, Chordata, Chondrichthyes, Rhinopristiformes, Pristidae. Gene Ontology annotation, biological process: transmembrane transport. The coding region runs from base 339 to 1907 and encodes 522 amino acids.